AUGGGUGUCGAGCAGGUCAACACUCUCCAAAUCCACUUUCCAGACCCAGAGACCCCGUUGAAGGAACAGGCGGAGACUUUCGAUAGUUUGCACAAGGCUGGAAAGUUCAAAAAUCCAGAGUUGUUACAGGAAUUUAUCGACAUCUGCGAGGCCAAUGGCUAUAUCAAGCCCACUGUCUACCAGGGCGACUACAGCGCCGUCAAUCAGGGAAUGGAAAAGAAGCUCCUCCUAAUCCUGAAGAAAUACGGUAUUGCCUACAACGCAUUCCGGCACACGCUUCGACGGCGAUGGUCCCAUGAACAAAUUCAUGCAGAGCCUUUACAACCAGGAUCACUGCAUGAUGCGGUCAAGCAGUUGGAUAAAACAACACGCGCUCUUGGAACUACAACUAUCGAUGCUGCACUGCGGUGGGCGUACUACCAUUCUUUACUGGAAGAGAGUGAUGGAAUCAUCCUCGGGGCCAGUUCUGUCAAGCAAAUCAAGUCGAAUAUCGAGAGCGUCAGCCGGGGUCCUUUGCCGCAAGAGUGCCUCGGUACAUUCGAGCGCAUUUGGGAGAUACUGUGGGGCCCGGUGAAAGGAGACUUUCUAUAA
Messenger RNA from Aspergillus chevalieri, 591 nucleotides. RefSeq lists its product as uncharacterized. Gene Ontology annotation, cellular component: cytosol. The coding region runs from base 1 to 591 and encodes 196 amino acids. The transcript has 3 exons. Lineage: Eukaryota; Fungi; Ascomycota; Eurotiomycetes; Eurotiales; Aspergillaceae. The record is from RefSeq and is a predicted model, not a curated record.